Messenger RNA from Scomber scombrus (Atlantic mackerel), 3666 nucleotides. RefSeq names its product DENN domain-containing protein 11-like. The coding region runs from base 1 to 1470 and encodes 489 amino acids. Gene Ontology annotation, cellular component: cytoplasm. The transcript is spliced from 9 exons. NCBI's taxonomy places the organism in Eukaryota, Metazoa, Chordata, Actinopteri, Scombriformes, Scombridae. The record is from RefSeq and is a predicted model, not a curated record.
AUGGUGGAGCGGUCGGACCGAGCCCCUCUGCUGGACUGGGAAGAGGUUCCGUCAGCAGAGAAGGACCGACAGUCGAGCCCUUCAAACAGCCGUGCCUUAUCCGGAUCUCCCUCGCCUGGGUUUGGGUGGAGCAGCUGUCCGGGGGGUCCCACUCCCACUCCCACUCCCAGCGCAGACGGCUGCAGCGCCCCGCCCGCGACCUCCAGCACCCCCGUGGCGGGCACGGAUGAAACGCUGCACCCCGACAAGGAGGGGCAUCCCUCGGAUUCAGGACCGAGGGAGGUGCUGCUGGAGGACAGGAUGGUGAAAUGGGAGGAAAAGGACCAGAUUGUGUCGGUAUUUGUGGUCACAUUCAACACCAGAUCAGGCAACAUGCUGGAGUGGUGUCUGCCCAAAGACAUGGACUUGGAGGGAGUGGAGUUCAAAGCCAUUGCCAGCGGCUCCCACCGAGUCACCACAGACUUCAUCUACUUCCGGAAGGGCUGCUACUUUGGCCUCGCCUGCUUUGCCAACAUGGCGGUGGAGAGCACGGUGGAGAGGGGUGCGAGGAUGAAGUCGGUAGGGAUCCUCUCUCCUUCUUACACCCUGCUCUACCGCUACAUGAGCUUCCUGGAGCACCAGGUCAGGCUCCAACUUCAGUCCCCUGGUCACUACUCUCCUCUGGAAGCUUUCUAUGAGGACAAGAGAGCUCUUCUGCCCCCUAGUGGCGAUUGUGUUGUUACUACAUGUCCAGCAAACGCUUGGGGAGCUGCAAUCAACCAUAGCAUGCAUCCUGAAAUGAAGAUCACCCACCCAGCCGGCUGUAUGUCCCAGUUCAUUCGCUUCUUUGGGGAGCAGAUCAUGGUGCUGUGGAAGCUGGCGCUACUCCGCCGACGCAUCCUCAUCUUCUCCCCACCACCUGUGGGUGUGGUCUGCUACAGGGUGUACUGCUGCUGUUGCCUGGCAAACAUCUCCAUUCCCGGGGUGGGCGUGGCCGUGCCAGAGUUCCGCCCCUUCUUCUAUGUUAAUGUGGCCGACAUCAGCGCCCUGGAGAAUGAGCUUUCCUACGUAGCAUGCACUACUGAGAAGAUCUUUGAGGAGAAGAAGGAUCUCUAUGAUGUUUAUGUAGACAAUCAGAAUGUAAAGACCUACAGAGAUGGGCUGAAGCCGCUGCUCCGUCUCAGCACUGCAGACAGGGAGAAAUAUCGCAAACUCACCGAGCAGAGGCAGAUGUUGCUGUACUCCCAGGAGGAGAAUGGAGACUGUGUGUCCAGUGAAGAGGAUCUCUUUAUUCUGUUUUUCCUGGAGCAGAACAACAGGAUUUUCCAGACCCUGAGCGAGGUGGCAGGGAGCCCUGAUCCCACACUGACCCAGGAGAGUGUGAGGGCCAUGGGCCUUGAUCCUCAUGGAGACAGGCUCUUCCUCCUCCACCUGCUGGAGAUUUAUGGCUAUGACACCCUGCUAGUGUCGGAGCAGCUCUGCUGCAGCUGAGAGACAACAGACGGACGUUUUCCCACCCUUCACCACUGCUGGUUGUAAAAGUCUUGAGCCAGCUCUGAGUGCUGCACUACUGGCUUCUUGGAGUCUUCAGGAGUAAUUUGAGCCUUCAGAAAUAUCUCUGGCAUAACUUUUUUUUCGUUGUAUAUCUCCCUGUGGUUCUGCUCAUUCACAACCUGAUGGCUUCAGUAACAUGUGGUCAUCUCGUUGUUCAACUGGGUGACUUGAUACAGCUGCAGCAUUUCAACAAUGAGCAGUCAGUUGUGUUUGAAGGCCAUGAAUGGUAGGUCCAAACAGAAGAAGAAGAUAACAGAAGAAAUAUUUAAGUGGCCCGAACUGUACUGGGGGAUCGAGUUGGAUGAACAAAACAGAAGAGGUGGAGUGUGAGAGUGAAAGAGAGGUAGCCUUCCUGUAAAUAAUCCUGUUCUUUUCUUUAUGUACAGUGUGUCAGCGUUUGUGUGAUAUGGGGUACCAGUGUUGCUAUCCUUGUAUCAAGUGCUGGAUUUAAACAUCAAAUUUUAAGCCUCUAUGUCCAAAUCAGUACCUCCUUUGAAAAAUAUCAUGUGAUUACAAGCAGGUCAAACCGCCUAUGUCUGUACACACUGCUGUUUAAGUGACACUUAAUGCAACAAACGACCAGUUGAUGGAUUUUGCCCUAUCAGUUUAUUUCCUUUUAAUGUUAGGACUAAUCACUUUUAGUCUGAGCUGAAACCAAAUCAGAUUUUCAAAUGAUGUCCAACAGGCAAAGGUGAGGUUGAAAUAGAGGCAUAUUGCUCCCUGACUGUCAGCUGGGCCUGCAGAUCAGAGUAAUAAGCUGUUACAAAGACUCAGAACUGUUUAGUCUUUUAUGCUUUUUUCCAGUUGUGUUUUCAGCACUUGCAUCAAGAUGAAGACAGAGCUAACAACUCCAGUUGAUUCUCUUAAUUCAUAGAAACUGAGUUGAUUUUUUGUAACAGCUAACACAAAAAAACAAAAAACACUUUUAAGCUCUGGACGUUUAUGAAGCACAUCAUAGAAACAUAUUUUAGCUCCCUUUACAACAAGCAGAGCAGUUGUCUGAGGCAUCUUGUUGAUGCGGAGGGAAACACACAAGUGGGAAAAGAAACUAGACUUUUGUUUGUUUGUGUUUUUUGUUAAUGGUUAAAGGGAUAGAAUCAUACAGCUGCAUUAAUCAAAUUAGGCCACUAGAUGGCAGUUAUCAAACACCAUGUUCUUAGGGAAGUUUUUUCUUAAAUCAAAGAACAAUGGUUGUGAGAUUGAACUAUGAAGUAAAUGCCUCAUAAAAGCAAAACAAUUAGUUUAAAGAUGCUAAAAAGACAUCAUAAAAUUUGCCGUUAACCCUUUCACAGCCAUUAGAGUCGUCAUUACUAUGAAAAAAUAAUUAAUACAGCUUUGAAAAAAUGUUCUUUGUUAAGGCAGUCUUGCUUUUCAGAAUUCUAAAUUUCUGAAUUUAGUGACCAUAGCCACAAGGAAUAGUCUGACCUGUUACAUAAAUGUGCUAAAAAAAAAAGAAAAGAAAAAAAGCUAAUAUCACAUUGAAGUAACAUCACUUCACGUCAAUCAUGGUGUUCACUUUCUCCUGAAAAGGAUGUUUGGUGCUUUGGUUACUCACUGGGCUUUGUGCCCAACACUUAAAAGAUAUGAUACUCUUAAAGACUUAAAGGUUAUUGUCAUUUUCUGUUUAACACUACUCAUUCUUAUAUAUUUCAUUUGUUAUUUAUGUUUUAUUUAGAGUUUGUUGCUUAGCUGUAAAUUGUUUUGAGUGUAAAUAUUCAAUUGCUGUAACAUCAUCUGUGAAGAAACGGGAUCAGCUGAAUGUGUUUUAUAAGACGAUAGUGAUCCCAUAAAGCCUCUGUGUAUCACUGCAAUUAUGUGUUGGACCGUCAGCUGUAAGAAAACGACCGUGAGCACAUUUUCACACAUCACAUGGCACCUUAGACAACCUGUAAAAAGCUGAAGUAAACGUGUGUAGUUGAAGGAAUAGUCCAGCUCAUGUUAAAACACCUUCUCUUUAUUUAUUUUACUGUAAUCCAUUUCAGAAAUAAAGUGCGUUGACACUUUGAAGAAAAACACUGUUCUCAGUUUGAAUAUUGCAUAUAAACAACCUUUGUUUUCCUGAGCUUCACUUCUACAUUAUCCAUGUUUCAGGAUGUGUGAACAUACAUGAGUACUUUAUAUAGAGCUUAAUAU